Messenger RNA from Nicotiana attenuata, 1275 nucleotides. Its product is annotated as probable 2-oxoglutarate-dependent dioxygenase AOP1. The transcript has 3 exons. The coding region runs from base 89 to 1036 and encodes 315 amino acids. Lineage: Eukaryota; Viridiplantae; Streptophyta; Magnoliopsida; Solanales; Solanaceae. The record is from RefSeq and is a predicted model, not a curated record. Gene Ontology annotation, molecular function: dioxygenase activity.
GAGAGGUGGAAAAUUAAGGUUGUUUCUCACAAUAUAGUGUCACAGAAAUUUCAAGAAAUUUAAGAGACAAACUAUAGUAUCAAAAUCCAUGGAUUCUCUAACUGUUUCCCACAAGCUUCCCAUUAUUGAUUUCACAAAGGAGAAUUUAGAACCAGGCACAAAUUCAUGGUCCAAGGUAUGUAAAGAAGCUGUUUGUGCACUUGAAGAGUAUGGUUGUUUUGUAGCUUUGUAUGAUAAAAUUUCAUUAAAAAUCCAUAAUGAAGUUUUUCAAGCACUAGAGAAGUUAUUAGAUCUUCCCACUCAGACAAAAAUCCAGAAUAAAUCUACCAAACCUUUGUAUGGUUAUGUUGGUCAAAUCCCAUUUAUUCCUCUCUAUGAGAGCAUGGGCAUUGAUAAUGCUAAUACACUUGAAGGAAUCCAAAAUUUCUCCAAUUUCAUGUGGCCUAAUGGAAACAAUUCUUUCAGUGAAGCUUUGCUAGCUUACUCGAAAGCAGCAGCAGAACUGGAAGAAAUGGUGGUGAGAAUGAUAUAUGAGAGCUAUGGUGUAGAGAAGUACUAUGAAUCUCACAUCAAAUCAGUGAAUUAUCUUGCUAGGGUUAUGAAAUAUAAAGAAGCCCAAGUACAAGAACCAAAACUGGGAUUUGUUGCUCAUACAGACAAGAGCUUCAUGUCCACAAUUCAUCAGAAUCAAGUUAAUGGUUUGGAGAUCAAAGGGAAAGAUGGUCAGUGGUUUGGAGUUGAGCUUUCCCCGUCCUCCGUCGUGGUCAUGGCCGGCGACGCAAUCAUGGCAUGGAGCAAUAACAGGAUAAAAUCUCCACAUCAUAGAGUGAUGAUGGAAGGGAAGGGAGAAAGAUAUUCCAUUGCCCAAUUUUCUUUCAUGGAAGAUACAGUAAUGGUUGAAACACCAAAAGAGCUUGUUGAUGAAGAGCAUCCCUUACAGUUUAAGUCAUUCAACCAUCUUGAUUAUCUUCAUUUCUUUAGCAAAGAGGAAAAUAGAAGGCUUGAGUGUGCUCUCAAAACCUAUUGUGGUGUUUGACAUGUUAUUCUUAUUUUUCUUCCUUUCUUGAGCCGAUGGUCCAUCGGAAAUAACUCCUCUACCUUCUUAAGAUAGAGAUAACGUCUGCGUACACAUUACUCUCUCCAGAAUCCACUUGUGAAAUUACACAGGGUUUUGUUGUUGUUGUUGUUGGUGGUGUUUGACAUGUUCUCGAUCGGAAUUACUUAUAGUAAUACUAUUUUGCAGAAAAAUAACGAAAAAAAGUUUCUAGUCGUGUA